This is a messenger RNA of Fundulus heteroclitus (mummichog), 2157 nucleotides long. RefSeq names its product O-acyltransferase like (gene oacyl). NCBI's taxonomy places the organism in Eukaryota, Metazoa, Chordata, Actinopteri, Cyprinodontiformes, Fundulidae. Gene Ontology annotation, molecular function: acyltransferase activity, transferring groups other than amino-acyl groups. The record is from RefSeq and is a predicted model, not a curated record. The transcript is spliced from 16 exons. The coding region runs from base 1 to 2064 and encodes 687 amino acids.
AUGGAUCUUCUCGCUGCAAGAGAUGCAGUCGGCAGUGAAAUGGCCUUUGGUUGGAUGGUGGUUUUGCUGUUGGUGAGCGACAGCGUUGUACCAGGAAACUCGCAAAACUACACUGUGUCACAAAGAUGUAUGAAGGAUAUCAACACGUUCCUUUGGGACUUAAACCAGGACAAGCCAAAGGAAUAUGCUGCUCUCAUGUAUGAUUCCUUUGGAAAGAUGGGCAGCAAUGUUAAAGAAGGUAAUGUGAACCAGCCUGGUUCUCUGCAGCAGUGUCGCUCUGCCAUCGGCCCCGGCUUCUCAGCGCAGUACUGCCAGGUGUUCCUGAAGCAGGGAGCCAUCCAGUAUUUUGUGGGAGUUUGUGUUCCCGACUCCUGCAGCAAAGAAGACGUGAAACGACUGGUGCUGUGUGACAGACUUCAGUUUAACCAGAGGUCCCUCCUUAGUCCAUUACCUCCCAUUCUGACCAAUCAGUCUUCUCAGGAGAUGAUCAUGACUCACUGUUUGGCCGACGCAGUCGCUACUGAUGCAUCAGACAUUGCCUGCAUGUGUGUGUGUUGUGUAAUGUUAGCCAUUCCUCUUGCGGCUACCCUUUACACAGCCUUUAGAAGGUCAGAGCAGAGCAACACCGUCGGUCCCACAACAGAGUUUUCCCAGUUGAACUUUUACGGCACCCUGAACAGCAAUGGCUUGUCCGGCAAUGAAAAAAAUGGCGGAACACUGGAGGAAAAUGGCACGGCCAGCCCUGCUGGACAGUGUUUAUCUCGAAGCUGUCUUUCCAGCUACUUUCGAGGGUUCUCCUUGCAAACAACAUGUAAGGGGGUCUUCAGCACCUCCACCUCUGUCCAGUGUGAAAACUACGCCUCUCUGAAUGGCAUACGGGUUCUCAGUUUGUUGUGGAUCAUAUCCGGCCACUCUGCACAGUUCCCAGUAAUUACCAACCUGGAUAACUACAAAUCAUGGAGGAAAGCGGUUGAAAGUAGCCCGAUAUAUGUGCUCACCAUCAGCGGGCCUGUUUUUCUGGCUGUUGAUACCUUCUUAUUGCUAGGGGGUUUGCUCAGUGCCACGUCUUUGCUGAGCUCCAUCGACAAGGCAGAAGACAAUCGGAUUCUCGGUUUGGUUGCAAACUAUCUCCUCAAGAGAAUUAAAAGAAUUCAGCCUCUGCAUCUGUUUACAAUGUGCCUCACUAUCAGCCUCAUCUCUUUGGUCCGGUGGGGACCCUACUGGUUCCCAUUUGUAGAAACGUUGAUGGAUUGUAAAGCGUACUGGUGGGCCAACUUACUGCUGAUUAGCAACCUCCUACCAGUCCACGAGAUUUGUAUUCCCUGGACUUGGUACUUGUCUCUUGACUUCCAGUGUUAUGCCACUACCCCUCUGUUGGUCUACAUUUACAGACUUAAAAGAAGUGUGUUUGCCGUCGUGGUAGGAGGUCUUUUGGUGAUUACUACUGUGGCCAGUGCUGCUAUUACUGCACAUCUGCACCUUCCAGUCUUUCAGCCAUCUAAAAUAACAUCAGACAACUAUGUUUUGUAUUAUUAUAUGAAACCCUACACGAGAUAUGGACCCUUUCUCAUAGGCAUCCUAACAGGAAUAUACCUGGCAACAAAGAAACAUCAACUGUUAAAGGAAAAGUGGCAAGCAGCACUUGGUUGGUUCUGCUGUCUCUCCAUGAUGGUUUUGCUCAUCGGACUGGCCUACCUGCUGAAAGAAACUCCAGCCCACCCAUCUGUGGCCCAUGCUCUGUAUCAGGGGCUGCACAGACCCGUGUGGGCCCUGACUGUGAGUUGGAUCAUACUGGCCUGUGAAGAGGGCUAUGGAGGUUUUAUCAAGACAUUCUUGUCCUUUGGUUUCUGGGUUCCUCUUUCCAACAUCAGCUUCGCCUGCUAUCUGACACACCCCAUCUUCAUCAUCCUCUACAAUGGCUUGCAAGAAACGCCAAUCCACUACACAGACAUGAACUUUAUGUACCUGUUCCUCGGCCAUCUGGUGCUGACUCUGGUGGUCAGCUGUGCUCUCACAGUGCUGGUUGAGAAGCCCUACCGCUUCCUGAAGCACAGAAGCGUCUAGAAAAAAGUGUCACGUGUAAUACAGCACUCAUCACGUAUCUAUUGCCAUUGAUUUGUAAAAAACAUUUAAUAAAUUCAUGUUUUCUUGCAGUUA